Molecule: messenger RNA, 807 nt
Organism: Fusarium poae
Lineage: Eukaryota; Fungi; Ascomycota; Sordariomycetes; Hypocreales; Nectriaceae
Exons: 1
Coding region: 1-807 (268 amino acids)
Source: RefSeq, a predicted model, not a curated record
AUGUCUCGAUACCUUAUGCUUGGUACUGCUCUUCUGGUCUCCAAUGUCGCUGCCCACGGCUACCUAAACACCUUCACUCUCGAUGGCACCGAUUACCAGGGCUUCAGUCGCUGGAACCCCUCUCCCGACCCCAAUGCGAUUGGAUGGAGCUUCUCCACCGAAGAUGAAGGCCCAGAGAUGGACAUCUCCAGCCCUGACUUUGUCUGCCGUCGUGAUGCCGAGGCCUCCAAGAACUAUGGAAAAGUCGCUGCUGGUUCCAAAGCCUCUUUCUUCUGGACCUCCGACGAUAAGGAGAUCAAUCCUAAUGGCUGGGCCGAGUCUCACCGUGGUCCUGUCAUUACCUACAUCGCCCCUUGCAACGGCGACUGCACUUCUGUAGACAAGACGCAGCUCAAGUGGACCAAGAUCGCUGAAGAGGGUCUUGUCUCUGGACCCGCCAACACUGAAGGGGUUUGGGCUACCGACAAGCUCCGCGAGAAUGGUGGUGUCAACUCUGCUACUAUUCCAGCUUCUAUCGCAGCUGGAAAGUACGUCAUCCGUAACGAGCUCAUCGCUCUUCACCGUGCUCAUCUCUCCGAGCCCGAGUUUUAUAUGCAGUGCGGUAACAUCGAGGUUACUGGCUCUGGUAGCGAUGAUCUGUCCAGUUCUGGUGUUGUCGCUUCGGAAAUCUACAGUACUUCUGAUUCUCAAAUCUUUGGUUUCUCUGUUUAUGAUAACCAGGGCGACAGUUGGCAGAUUCCCGGCCCUGCUUUGUAUGGCAGUGGUCAGGGCAAGCGAUCUAAGAUCGCUAUGAAGUUCCGUGGUUGA